UCUACGUGAUGAUGACCCCCCAGGACGUGCUGCAGACGGGGACGCAGCGCAGCAUCGCCCCCCGCGGGCACCCCUACUCCCCGAAGGUGGACGGCACGCGGGUGCCGCGGGACGAGCGGCGUCGGGCGCAGCACAACGAGGUGGAACGGCGCAGGAGGGAUAAGAUCAACAACUGGAUCGUGCAGCUCUCCAAGAUCAUCCCCGACUGCAACGCCGACAACAGCAAGACGGGGGCGAGCAAAGGCGGGAUCCUGUCGAAGGCGUGCGAUUACGUGCGGGAGCUGCGGCAGAGCAACCAGCGCCUGCAGGAAACCUUCAAGGAGGCGGAGCGCCUGCAGAUGGACAACGACCUGCUGCGCCAACAGGUGCCUGGCCCCGCCCCCAGCGCGUAGCC
Molecule: messenger RNA, 394 nt
Organism: Numida meleagris (helmeted guineafowl)
Lineage: Eukaryota; Metazoa; Chordata; Aves; Galliformes; Numididae
Product: upstream stimulatory factor 2-like
Exons: 4
Coding region: 9-392 (127 amino acids)
Biological process (GO): regulation of transcription by RNA polymerase II
Molecular function (GO): DNA-binding transcription factor activity, RNA polymerase II-specific; protein dimerization activity; RNA polymerase II cis-regulatory region sequence-specific DNA binding
Source: RefSeq, a predicted model, not a curated record